This is a messenger RNA of Cetraspora pellucida, 286 nucleotides long. Lineage: Eukaryota; Fungi; Glomeromycota; Glomeromycetes; Diversisporales; Gigasporaceae. The record is from the annotation of a GenBank genome assembly.
AAUCAUCUAGUUCUAUGAAUUUGGAAGCACCUAGUGCUACGAAUCUGAAGUCGUCUGGUCUUAUGAAUUUGGAGUUGCCUGGUUCUACGAAUUUGGAGUUGCCUGGUUCUACGAAUUUGGAGUUGCCUGGUUCUAUGAAUUUGGAGUUGCCUGGUUCUACGAAUUUGGAGUUGCCUGGUUCUACGAAUUUGGAGUUGUCUGGUUCUAUGAAUUUGGAGUUAUCUGGUUCUACGAAUUCUGGGAGAAUUGGGUUAACUAAUAAUUUGACUAACCCUGAAAGUUCUGG